Molecule: messenger RNA, 598 nt
Organism: Pyrus x bretschneideri (Chinese white pear)
Lineage: Eukaryota; Viridiplantae; Streptophyta; Magnoliopsida; Rosales; Rosaceae
Product: histone H2B.9
Exons: 1
Coding region: 100-519 (139 amino acids)
Biological process (GO): nucleosome assembly
Cellular component (GO): nucleosome
Molecular function (GO): DNA binding; structural constituent of chromatin; protein heterodimerization activity
Source: RefSeq, a predicted model, not a curated record
UACCAGCACCUCCACCAAAAUCCCUUAAUCCACUCCCUCUCCCCGCACAAAUCCGUUUCAACUUCCCUUCGAGUCCGUUCGCACAACAAACCGCCCGAAAUGGCGCCGACGAAGGCCGAGAAGAAGCCGGUGGCGGAGAAGGCACCGGCGGGGGAGAAGAAGCCGACGAAGGCGGAGAAGCAGAUCCCGAAGGAAGGCGGAGGAAGCGUGGAAAUGAAGAAGAAGAAGAAGGUAAAGAAAUCGACGGAGACGUACAAGAUCUACAUCUUCAAGGUGCUGAAGCAGGUCCACCCGGACAUCGGGAUAUCCAGCAAGGCCAUGGGGAUCAUGAACAGCUUCAUCAACGACAUCUUCGAGAAGCUCGCGCAGGAGGCGUCGCGUUUGGCCAGGUACAAUAAGAAGCCGACGAUCACGUCGAGGGAGAUCCAGACCGCCGUCAGGUUGGUGCUUCCUGGUGAGCUCGCCAAACACGCCGUUUCCGAGGGCACCAAGGCCGUUACCAAGUUUACCAGUUGUUAAUUUUUCAUUCAUUUUUUGCGAUUUUUUUGUUUCUUAAUAUUAUUUUCGUCGUGAAUAAUAUGCAUGCGGUUGUAUGGAA